Saccostrea cuccullata (small rock oyster) is the source of this 1159-nucleotide messenger RNA. RefSeq lists its product as uncharacterized. Bases 104 to 1159 code for a protein of 351 amino acids. The transcript has 2 exons. The record is from RefSeq and is a predicted model, not a curated record. Lineage: Eukaryota; Metazoa; Mollusca; Bivalvia; Ostreida; Ostreidae. Gene Ontology annotation, molecular function: zinc ion binding.
GUCGCCAACACAUUGACUUCCGGGGCGUUUGUUGUUCAACUUGUGUUGUGUACUCACAGUACUGAUAAUUGCAAUUUCUGCGUUAGACAAGGACAUACCAAGAAUGUCUUCAAGCACUGAUGAUGAAGGUGAACCAUCUCACUUGUCUCUAGAAGAAAUUCAGUCAUGGAAAGUUGUUGAACUAAAAAAUUGGCUUGAAAAUCACAGGCUUAAAAAAUCUGGGAAUAAAGAGGUAUUGGCAAAGAGAGUUUACAAAGCCAUGAGGCAUGGUUAUGAUUCAUCAGAAGAUUUCAUAGAUACAGAUGAAGAAAUAGAGAAAACUGUUCCUGUUCAUCCUUCAACAGAUUCAUGGAAAGAACUUGACUCUACUGAUAUUCCUGAAAUUUCUCAUAAGGCCAUUGAUAUUUAUUUUAAAUGUCAUAAAAAUCCUGUAACUGGAGAAAGGUUAAAUUUCGAGAGACAAAUGAAAAAAGCAAAGCGUCUGUGCAAUGAAGGGUUCAUAAGAGAAAUUGAAUACAAUAAAGGAAACAGUGAUUUUUGUUACAUGCGAUCAACUUGUCUUCCAUCAAUGAAACAGACUGUUCAAGUUGGAUUUGGAAAAAGUGCUAAAUAUUAUUCUUUGAAUGUUUGUAUAAAGAAAAAGUCAGGCAUUGUUGUAAAUGCUUUAUGUAAUUGUAAAGCCGGAGAGGCAGGUCUUUGUGCUCAUGUUGGAGCAUUAUUGUAUGUACUUGUAAAAACAAAAAAUUCCUGUACAUCUAAUCAGUGUGUGUGGAAUAGACCUACACCUUUGAGAAGAAAACCAAGUCCAAAAAGAGUUGGAGAUAUUAGUUUUUCAAAAACAGAAAAAGAUAAUAUUGUAGACAAAGUUCGUCCUUUCCCAGGCAUUUAUAAUCCUGGACCUUGUCAAAGUGAAUGCAGCUCAUUUUUGAAUGAUAUUUUGGAUGGCUUAAAAGAUAUUUACCCACAAUGUGUCUUGUAUCAAACUUUAAGAGCAGAGCAUGUUAAUAUAGAUUCCUUUUUGAAUAUUUUUUUGCCAGAUUUUAUGUAUAGGGACAAUGUAAAUCUAAAAUCAAAAGAAUGUGUUGAAAAUUUUAAAUCUUUUGUAAACAAUAUGAAUAUAACAACAGAGGUUAGUGAACUGUUAGAAAAAGGGAACUAG